GAUGUUGCGUUCUUCCUCUCCACGCAUUCCCCACUAUAAUGUCAUGGUUCUCAAAUGCAAUGUCACUCAAGGCGGAUGUGAGCGGAUCUCACAGGUGUAUUGCCAAUUUAGCCAGAGUUCGAGAAGAAACACCUGGAAUCAUCAUGUGAUCCUGUACCUGGGCGUGGAGAAAGUCCCUGUUAUUUUCUGGACUCUUGUUGAGUGUCGUCUUUCCGUAGGAAUUGUCAACCAGUGCGUGCCCCACUGUAUUUUCUAAGGAACAGUGCCUUUCUGUAACCCUUUCCGCGCGAAUUCAGGAAGAGUAAAAUGUGAACUUUACAUGCACUUUGCCUCGGGGUUAUUUUAAAUUUUUAGGGGGACUUUGAAACCCAACGGCUUGUGUUUGUGCAACUAUACUGUUCUUCCAAGCACUUCUUUACUGUGGCCACCCUGGAGAGGCCUGAAUAAACAGGAGAGCAGACGACGAAGGGAUAUGAUUGUGGACUUCCUGCUUGGCAACUACAGGAAGUAAUUGAGCUCUACAGGAAAGAUGACAAGCUGGGUCCAGGCCGCUCUUCUUCUCCUCUGUCUCCUCCUGUUAUGCCUGUCUGCAGCCGGGAACCAGCUGCAGAAGGAGGCGCUCCUGGACUUCUCCUCCAUAACGCCCAUCAACAACGUGGUUCAGGACCCCCGCAGCGGGCGCGUCUACCUGGGUGCCGUCAACACCAUCUACCAGCUGGAUGAGGCGCUGCGUGAAGAGGCCCGCACCGUGACUGGCCCCAAGGAGGAUGCCCGCACCUGCACCCCGCCUGUCUCCACUCCGUACUGCCAGGACACCAAGCCCAGCCCUAAUGUCAACAAGCUGCUGCUGGUGCACCCAUCCAACGACUCACUGAUCGUCUGUGGGUCCCGCUACCGGGGAAUCUGUUCCCUCCUCAACCUGAGCAACGUGGAGCAGCAACUGUACUACAGUGACUCUAAGGGGGAGAGGACUUAUGUGGCUAGCAUAGAGGACGGUGUAGCCGUGGUGGCCGUCAUGUCUACAUACAUUAAUAAAGACGGCAACACCUUUAAUGUGUUUCUGGUGGGAAAGGGCUACGGCAGCCUGGACAGCUCCAAACUCAUCAGCACGCGCAUCCUCCAGGACUACCGCGACUGGGUGGUAUUCGAGAGCAUCAUCGAGGCGUCCACCGUGCAGGCAACACCCUUCGUGCCCAAGUACCUGCAUGACUUCCGCCACGCCUUCAAGGAGGAGGGCUUUGUCUACUUCCUGUUCUCCAGGACCAUGGGAAGCACCGAUAACAAGAACUUCACCUUUGUGUCUCGACUGUGUGAGGACGACCCUCACUACUACUCUUACACAGAGCUGCAGCUCAACUGUGGCCCCGGGAACAGGUACAACAAGGUGCAGGCAGCCUAUGUGGCAUCCCCAGGUAAAGAGCUGGCCCGGGGGAUGACAGAGUCGGGUCAGUAUGGUAAGGUCCUCGCCUGGCACAAGGUGCUGUUCAUGGUGGCCAGCCCGGAUGAUGACGGCGCCGAUUCGGCCCUGUGCAUGUACCCUCUAAACACCAUCAAUGAGAGGCUGGUGGACAUAAUCAGUGCCUGCUACAGCGACUCGGGCAAGAUCGCAGGCAUCCCAGCUGUGGACAUCCCCUACUCCUACAAGACAGACGAGUUCUGCACCUCCCAUAUCGACAAAGACACUCUGAACAACUAUAAGUGUGGGGCGGACUUCCUUCCCUCUCCACUGGCCAGUAAGCCAGAGUUUGCCCAGCAGGCGAAGGCGGUCAUCAUCAGGAGGGGCCUGCUGACCGCUGUGGCCAUCGCUGUGGAGAAUGACCACACUAUCGCCUUCCUGGGGAACAGCCUGGGAGAGGUGUACAAGGUUCAUCUGACUGCCAACCCAGAGGUGUACAGUCAAGUGCCAGGGGACACCACAGGGAAACGCGUCAACAAAAAACUAUUCUUUGACACUAGCCACAGCCACCUGUAUAUCACCACUGAGAAAAAGAUCACCAAGGUGCCAGUGCAGACGUGCCAUCUGAAAACAGACUGCCAGUCCUGUGUGUCGCCAUGGGACCCCUACUGUGGCUGGUGUGUUCUGGAGGGCAGGUGUACCAGGAGGUCUGAUUGCCGGCGAGCGGAGGAGAAGAACGGCUGGUUGUGGAGCCCCAAGCAGCAGUGUGUGAAGAUCGUGUCCUUCAACCCACCCAACCUCAGCUGCAAAAAGACCCAGCAGGUGGAAAUCAACAUGCCCUCCCUCCCCUCCUUCGGGCAGGCAGACCGUCUGUGCUGUGUGUUCCCCUCCUAUAUGAGUAACGCCACCAUGUCCUCUGGCCAGGUCACUUGUGCCCUGCCCAACCCUGUCUCCUUACCAUCCACACCUGAACACCAGGAUUUCGUGGCGGUGCCCAUUAAGAUCUUUGUGAACGAGUCAGUGGAGCUGGCCACCAGGGAGUUCAAUUUCUACAACUGUUCAGCCACCGUGAGGAAAGCAGAGAGCACACCAUGUUUGUCGUGUGUGGCCAGCCCCUGGGGCUGCCAGUGGAACACCCAGGACCACACCUGCCGGGACAAGGACGACACUGUGUUGGGCCCUCAAAUCAUCAAACACAGACAGGGGGCAAGAUGUCCCCAGUUCGAGAACCCUGAUCCUGUGCUCAUUCCUGUGGGGUUCAAAACCACCAUCGGCUUCGAGGGCAUCAACCUGGAUGUUUACCAGGACCGGGUGUUCACCAUCGGCACAGAGCUGAUGAGUAACAUGGAGGAGGACGUCAGGUCUGAAGAUGGCCCCUUCUACAGCUUCAGCGGUUUUAACUUUUCCUUGGAUAAGUCACAGGAGACCAACGUUCUGUUCUACGUGAAGGACAAACAGACGGGCAAGAAAAUAGACAGCACGCUGAAUGUGACCCUAUAUAGCUGCUCGCUGGGCCGUGAGGACUGCAGCCUGUGUAAGAACGCUGACCCUAAGUACAGGUGUGUGUGGUGUGUCAAAAGGAAGUCGUGCGUCUAUGAGAAGCUGUGUACUAAUGACCAGGGUACAGAGUGCCCUGACCCACACAUCACUGACAUCAUCCCUCGCUACGGGCCCGUGAGGGGGGGCAUCUCUGUCACCAUCAAGGGCUCCAACCUGGGCAUCCACAAGGAGGACAUCAAGGCCAUCAGUGUGGUGGGGGUCCCCUGUAUACAUCAGGAGAACAAAUACGCCGUCUCCACCAGCGUGGUGUGUGAGAUCGGGCCCUUGGAACCCCUGAGUACAAACUGGGGCCAGGUGGAGGUGGAGGUAGAGGGGGGGAAGAGAGGAACGUCAUCUGCUCUCUUCACAUACCGGGACCCCAUCGCCCGCUCGGUUCACCCCGCCAACGGCUCCAAGGCCGGGGGGACGGUCAUCACCAUCUCUGGUUUCAACCUGGACACAGCCACCAGGGAGGACAUUGCCGUCACCGUUGGGGGGGUGGUGUGCACUGUGGAGACGUUUGGUGCAGCCAUCACCUGCAGGAUGGGAGAGUACCGGGCGGAUAAGGUCCCCUCUGACCUGCUCACAGUGACAGUAAAGUAUGGGAAGAGAACCACCACAGCCGUCCCCACAGCCUUCCAGUUCUGGGAGAACCCCACUAUCCUGGACCACCACCCCAAGGGAAGCUUUGUGUGCGGUGGGAGAACCAUCGUGGUGACUGGAUCUGGGUUUGACCUAAUUCAGAACGCAAUCAUGAGGGUCCAGGCCUCGGCUGACAAGUGGUCCGGCAUAACUCCUACUGAGUACCUCCAGGAGGCUCUGAGUAAGAACAACACGGUAAUCCAGUUCCUGACCCCGGCCGUCAACAGGUCCUCUGAGACCCAUUUGUUCAGGACCUUCAUCCAGCUGGACAACUGGGGGAGGGAGCUCAAGCCCUUCGACUACCACCCUGACCCUGCCUUCGACCCCCUCACCAAGAAAAUCAUCACUGAGACCUCCAUCAUUGUCGUCACUGGUCGAGGUUUUGAAAAAGCCAUGACAGCCAAAGAGGCCCAGGCGUUUGUGGGGGAUGUCCCGUGCUAUGUCAACGCCCUCCAGGAUGACAAGCUGUUCUUGGAUCCCCCGUCCAGCCAGCCCCAGGCCCGCUCCAAACGCCACCGCAGACGCAGAGACACCAGCUCCGACACAUUGGACCUGCUGAUUAAGUUUGGGAAUGGCGAGUGGGUGGUGGGCUCUGUGCACUACGAGAGCAAUAAUGAGGUUCCUCUCUUCAUCAUCAUCCCUGCUGUCAUCAUCCCCAUGCUGCUCAUCAUCCUCGUCUCCGUCUACUGCUACAGGAGGAAGAGCCAGCAGGCUGAAAGAGAGUAUGAGAAGGUGAAACACCAACUGGAGAAUUUGGAGGAGAGUGUACGAGACCGCUGCAAGAAAGAGUUCACAGACCUGAUGAUAGAGAUGGAGGACCAUACCAACGAACUGAGCGAGGGGCGAAUCCCCUUCCUGGACUAUAAGACCUACACGGACCGCGUCUUCUUCCUGCCCUCCAAGGACGGGGCCAAUGAUGUGAUGAUCACGGGCAAGCUGGACAUCCCUGAGGCACGGAAGGCCAUCGUGGGCCAGGCCCUCAACCAGUUCUCUAACCUGCUUAACUCCAAGACCUUUCUCAUCAAUUUCAUCAAGACCUUGGAAGGACGUCCAGACUUCAACGCCCGGGCCAAGGUGUACUUUGCAUCCCUGCUGACGGUGGCUCUGCAUGGGAAGCUGGAGUACUACACGGACAUCAUGAGGACCCUGCUGCUGGAACUCAUGGGGAACUAUGUCGACAGCAAGAACCCCAAACUCAUGCUGCGCAGGUCAGAGACAGUGGUGGAGAGGAUGCUGUGUAAUUGGAUGUCCAUCUGUCUUUACCAGUUCCUCAAGGACUCAGCAGGGGAACCCCUGUACAAGCUGUUCAGGGCCAUCAAGCAUCAGACAGAGAAGGGUCCAGUAGACGCCAGAGUGAAGAAGGCCAAGUACACCCUGAACGACACGGGCCUGCUUGGAGACGACGUGGAGUACUGCGUCCUGACUCUGCAGGUGCUGGUGCACGGGGAGGGGCCAGACGUGACGCCCGUCAAGGUGUUGAACUGUGACACGGUGUCUCAGGUGAAGGAGAAGAUCAUUGAGGCGGUGUACAGGAACCUGCCCUACUCACAGAGACCCAAAGUGGACAGCGUCAGUCUGGAGUGGCGUCCUGGUUCCACAGGGCAGAUCCUGUCAGACCUGGACCUGACGUCCCAGAAGGAGGGUAGGUGGAGGCGCAUCAACACGCUGGCCCACUACAACGUGCGAGACAAUGCUACUCUAGUCCUGUCCAUAGUUCUUCACACUCAACAGAACUAUGACCAGAACCAGGAUAACCAAGAGGAGAGAAACGCCCUGUUGGAGGAUGACAAGGUGUUCCACCUGGUUCGGCCUGAUGAGCUGGAUGAGAUGAAGUCCAAGAGGGGCAGCAUGAAGGACAAGUCCAUGACCAAAGCCAUCACUGAGAUCUAUCUCACACGACUGCUCUCUGUCAAGGGAACCCUGCAACAGUUUGUGGAUGACUUCUUCCGCAGCGUUUUGUGUUCCGGGGCGGUGGUGCCACCCGCCAUCAAGUACUUCUUUGACUUCCUGGACGAGCAGGCCCUCAAACAUGACAACGUGGACGAGGAGACCGUACACAUCUGGAAGACCAACAGCUUGCCUCUGAGGUUCUGGGUGAACAUCCUGAAGAACCCUCACUUCACCUUCGACGUCCACGUGACAGAGGUGGUGGAUGCCUCGCUGUCCGUCAUCGCUCAGACCUUCAUGGACGCCUGCACCAAGACAGAGCACAAACUCAGCCGAGACUCUCCAAGUAACAAGCUACUCUAUGCAAAGGAGAUCUCCACCUACAAGAAGAUGGUCGAUGAUUACUACAAGGGCAUCAGACAGAUGGUAUCAGUCAGCGACCAGGACAUGAACACUCAUCUGGCAGAGGUGUCUCGGACUCAUACAGACAAACUCAACACACAAGUGGCUCUGCAUCAGCUCUACCAGUAUGCCAGCAAAUACUACGACGGGAUCAUCCAGUCCCUAGAUGAGGACCCGGCAGCCCAGAGUAAACAGCUCACCCUGCGGCUUCAGCGGAUAGCAGCCGCCCUUGAGAAUAAAGUGACAGACCUCUAACCCACUGGAGGAGCCAGGGAGACGGAAAGGGAGGGAUGGAGGGAGAUGGUACCGUGCCACCAGUGUCCACAGGGGCUUAUUUAUCCUGGCGGAGGAGAAAGAAACAGAGAAAGGGGUCCCGCAAGGCCUUGACAUUGACACCUUCAACCCAGCAGGCCCAGAAUGUGGGACAGAUCAGAGUCUGCAGAGUGGAACAGAAUAGGACCAAUGAAAUAAAGACAGAUCAGAGUCUGCAGAGUGGAACAGAAUAGGACCAAUGAAACAAAGACAGACCAGAGUCUGCAGAGUGGAACAGAAUAGGACCAAUGAAACAAAGACAGAGAGAUGAUGAUGGGUUACACAUGUCAUCAUCCUGUAGGAACGCCUUAACUUAAGUCCACUUGCCAAACAGAAAUAAUUGGUCCUUAACACUCACUCUGGCUGUUCCCACAAUGGAACAGGUGGCCAGCCCUGGGAAAUAAGCCCCUGUGUUGAACACUGCUUGGCACAAGGAGAUAAUCAGAUGUUCAAUUUCAUCCAGUCUAGAAAAGUUGUAAGAAUUGUAUAAUAUUUUUUUUAUUGUGCAGUCUUUAUGCGGAAAGCUUUAUAAGGAGAAAUUAUCUUUUAAAAUGGACUGCCUUGUCGUGUGUAUUGUGUUUCUAUAGCCUGUGUGUGUGUGUGUGUGUGUGUGUGUGUGUGUGUGUGUGUGUGUGUGUGUGUGUGUGUGUGUGUGUGUGUGUGUGUGUGUGUGUGUGUGUGCACGGAAUGCCUACUGUCAGGCCAGAGGGUGGAUGCCAUAUCUGUUAUUUUAAUCUCAACUAGUCACUGACACACAGGAGCCCGUUCUCCCACUGAGCUCCUCUACACAGACCAAAUGGUCAGGCUAACUAUACACUUCUUGAAAAUGACAGGCCGACUAGUGACAGGUCAACUUGUGACAGGCCGACUAGUGACAGGUUGACUGGUGACAGGCCGACUAGUGACAGGUUGACUGGUGACAGGCCGACUAGUGACAGGUUGACUGGUGACAG
Molecule: messenger RNA, 7131 nt
Organism: Oncorhynchus kisutch (coho salmon)
Lineage: Eukaryota; Metazoa; Chordata; Actinopteri; Salmoniformes; Salmonidae
Product: plexin-B2-like
Exons: 37
Coding region: 530-6121 (1863 amino acids)
Biological process (GO): regulation of cell migration; regulation of GTPase activity; negative regulation of cell adhesion
Cellular component (GO): plasma membrane; semaphorin receptor complex
Molecular function (GO): protein binding; semaphorin receptor activity
Source: RefSeq, a predicted model, not a curated record